AUGUCAGAAGGAAAGAAAAAAGCUUUGUUUAUUUGUCUCGGAAAUAUUUGUCGCUCUCCUAUAGCAGAAGGUGUAUUCCAAAAAACUGUAAAUGACAUGAAUUUAGGUGAUCAAUGGGAAAUUGACAGUGCAGCUAUUGGAGGUUGGCAUGUAGGUAACCCGCCAGACUGGCGAGCAUUGGAUACUAUGAAAAAGCAUAAUGUUCCCUACAACAAUCACGCAAGGCAGAUAGUUUCAGAGGACUUUAAUCAUUAUGAUUACAUAUUCGGUAUGGAUGAAGCUAAUAUGAGAGAUCUUAACAAAAGGGCGCCCAAAGGAAGCAAAGCUAAACUUCUUCUCUUUGGAGAAUUUGAUCCUGAGGGUGAUAGAAUUAUAAGGGAUCCAUACUAUGAUAGCGAUGCAAAAGGAUUUGAAAAGUGUUACCAGCAAUCCCUUAGAUGUUCUAAAGGUUUUCUCGAUAGCUUAAAACAGUAA
Messenger RNA from Spodoptera littoralis (African cotton leafworm), 474 nucleotides. The record is from the annotation of a GenBank genome assembly. NCBI's taxonomy places the organism in Eukaryota, Metazoa, Arthropoda, Insecta, Lepidoptera, Noctuidae.